AUGGCUUCAAAUCUGGAGAACGCUGAUAUUUUGAAAGAUUUUGAAACACAAGUUCGAAGAGCAAAAUGGUUCAAAGACGAAUUGGAAAAGCAAGAGGGGUGGACGCAAAGAUUUAAUAAAAUUGGAGAAUAUAACUCAUGGAGCAAAACAUUUCCAAAUGACGAAGUGCCGGCGAAAACUUUAUUUAGGUUCGAAAAUCUGCAAUUAAGUGCUGAAAAAUUUGCCGAAAUAUUGCAUCCCUCGAAACUCGAUAUUCGAUUAAAGUGGGACAAAACAUUCACUGGCACAGAGAAGUUGGAAACUUUAUCAGAUGAAUCAGCAAUUGUUUUUACGGUUGUGCAACUUCCAUGGCCUUUUACUUCGCGUGAUAUGGUUUUGCACUUGUCAACGGCAAAGGGAAUCGAUUGGUUUGGAAGCAAAGCUUUUGCAAUAUUUGUCAAUAAUGCCAAACAUGCGUUAAAGCCACCUCGAGGAGAUGGUAUGGUUCGGGCAACUAAUGGUGGAAAUUUUUACAUUGCUGUACAAGAUAAAGAGGAGCCUGAAGUGAGAUGCGAAGUUUUUGGUUUGACGAAUAACAACUAUAAUGGUUGGUUGCCUAAAAAAAUGAAUGGUUUCUUUCGCCAAGGGCGUCGAAAGUUUUCUAUGCGUUUAGAGAAAGCGUAAUUCAAGGUUAUA
Messenger RNA from Xenia sp. Carnegie-2017, 675 nucleotides. RefSeq lists its product as uncharacterized. The transcript has 2 exons. The coding region runs from base 1 to 663 and encodes 220 amino acids. Gene Ontology annotation, molecular function: lipid binding. Lineage: Eukaryota; Metazoa; Cnidaria; Anthozoa; Malacalcyonacea; Xeniidae. The record is from RefSeq and is a predicted model, not a curated record.